This is a messenger RNA of Dipodomys spectabilis (banner-tailed kangaroo rat), 2091 nucleotides long. It is a transcript of the gene Arl5a, whose product is annotated as ADP ribosylation factor like GTPase 5A. The record is from RefSeq and is a predicted model, not a curated record. Gene Ontology annotation, molecular function: GTPase activity; GTP binding. Gene Ontology annotation, biological process: protein localization to Golgi membrane; vesicle-mediated transport; intracellular protein transport. Gene Ontology annotation, cellular component: cytoplasm; trans-Golgi network. NCBI's taxonomy places the organism in Eukaryota, Metazoa, Chordata, Mammalia, Rodentia, Heteromyidae. Bases 216 to 755 code for a protein of 179 amino acids. The transcript is spliced from 6 exons.
CCAGGCGAGCGCCGCGGCGGCAGCGGCGGGGCCUCGCGCGCGGCAGGGCGGCCUGGGCUUUGGCCUCCCUCCGGUUCCCUGGAAGCGGGCCGGUGAGCAGCAACGCGGGAGCGGCAGCAGCAGAGGCGGAGGCCCCGGCGCGCGUCUGUCUCCUUCGGCCUGAGCCCGGGGCGGCCGGGCGGCGCGGGGGACUGGAGGGGGUCCGCUGCCCGAGGAUGGGAAUUCUCUUCACCAGGAUAUGGAGACUGUUCAAUCACCAGGAGCACAAAGUUAUCAUUGUUGGGUUGGAUAAUGCAGGGAAAACAACCAUUCUUUACCAAUUUUCUAUGAACGAAGUUGUACAUACAUCACCUACAAUAGGAAGUAAUGUAGAAGAGAUAGUGAUCAAUAAUACACGUUUCUUAAUGUGGGAUAUUGGUGGCCAAGAAUCUCUUCGUUCUUCCUGGAAUACUUACUAUACUAACACAGAGUUUGUAAUAGUUGUUGUGGACAGUACAGACAGAGAGAGGAUUUCUGUAACUAGAGAAGAACUCUAUAAAAUGUUAGCCCAUGAGGACCUACGAAAAGCUGGAUUGCUGAUUUUUGCUAAUAAACAAGAUGUUAAAGAAUGCAUGACUGUAGCAGAAAUCUCCCAGUUUUUGAAGCUAACUUCCAUUAAGGAUCACCAGUGGCAUAUCCAGGCAUGCUGUGCUCUUACCGGCGAGGGAUUAUGCCAAGGACUUGAGUGGAUGAUGUCACGACUCAAGAUUAGAUGAUCUCUACUGUCCUCUUCUCAUGAACUUUGUAUAAAUGAAGUGCUGGACUUUACCUGAAAGCUGCAAAAAUUAAUGGUUUAGAUAUAUUUAUAAUAAACUUUCAAACUUUUUCUAUAAGAAGAAAAUUAAGACCACUUAUUUGAAAACAAAGAUGAAGUUUCACCUUCUAAUUUUCUUUCUCAUUAUUUCCUUCCAAAGUAUGUUAUUAAACUGUGAUUGACAUUUUUCUCAAUGAAUCCUUUCAGGACAUUGUAGAGCCUGUGGUAAGUACAAAGGGAGAGGAAGACAUUUUGAACUUUUAAGAGAUUUAUUAUCAGUAUAAUACUCCCUAGUUGAUUUUACUCUCUUCUUGUUCCAUUGUGUUAAAAUACAAAUCACAGAUGCUGUUUCCAAUUUUUUUAAUGUAAUACUACUUAGGAAAAGUAUUUUGUUUAGGGCUGUGUAUGUAUGUAUACCUCAAAUUCAGGUUAAUGUCUUGAUUUAUAUUCUGUAGAAAAGAAAAUAACACAAAAAUUAAUAUUCUUGGAUAAGUACUGGCCUUGGUAUUCAGAGCCAUUUUGUACUUUUCCCUGUGUUCUCUGUAUUGUACUAACCAGCUUUCCCAAAUCAUUGAGCUGCUCUUAAAAAAAACAAGAACCCUUGAUAUUGUGUACCUGCUUUUUGUUGAUCAACAAUACAUGGAAACAUGUAAUCCAACCAAGAGGAAUAUCAGUCAGAGUCUUGGCUUAGUGUUACUAAUGGGCAGAAUUGCACAGUAAGCAAUUACCAGGUUAUUCCUUUUGUUCGUUCUUACACCAUCUGAAUUACAGAAUGAACUUUUAAUUAGCCAGUCAUAAUUGUGAUUAAAACUACCAAGUUUUUUUCCUGAUUACAAGCUAUUGUCUAUCCAUGUCUAUCCAGAAAGGUAGACUUCUAUAAAUAUUAUUAAAUAGUUUAACUGCAGUCUUUUUUUUAUUAUUAAGCUAGAUGUCAAGCAGUUAAAAUGGAUUUGUGAGUAUAAGGCAUCUGCCAAGCAACAUUGAUCAUUUCUUAUUUCACAAAUUUCUUAUUUUAGUAGUUGGGAUAGUUUGAGACUUUUUUGUUCCUUUAAGUUUUCUUGUAUCUUCUGUAAUACAAAUGCAAUGUUUAACAACUGUAAAAUAUGAAUGUUUUUGAAUGAUUUUAAGAAUUUGAUUGAAAAGUUGACUGACUUGUUAUUUGUACUAGGAAAUAAGUUGAACCCAAACACUUUUUAUAUUUGCUUAGCGUUUUUUUCUUUUUUUAAUCUGAAAGUUGAACUUCUGUUAUGACUAGAAAUAGAAUUAUCCUAUAUUAAAACAUACACUUGAAUAAUCUA